This is a messenger RNA of Symbiodinium sp. CCMP2456, 3666 nucleotides long. Lineage: Eukaryota; Dinophyceae; Suessiales; Symbiodiniaceae. The record is from the annotation of a GenBank genome assembly.
AUGACGGAGCCAUCCAGCAAGGUGGCAAAAGGCGAGGAAGCCGUUCUGGAGAUCGCCGAGAUGUUGUUUCUGAGAGUCUCUGAGAACACGCAACUUGCAAGUCUCUUCGACCAGAAGCACUCAGACCAGGCAUUGGAGGAGUUCGCCAACCUGAUUGAGAAGCUGUCGGAGCUCGACUCCGCGCCAAUAGCGAUAUCGCCCAGCCUUUUAAGCCAGCAGGCGGUGGACUCUGUCUCUGAGAUCCUUCUGCAUUCUUUGCAAGAGAACUCAGCCGUCCCGGAUCCGCUUGCGACCAGCCUGGCGAAGUUGACCCAGUCAGCCCGAAGCGAGCCCCGCCUUUCACGGCUGGUGAGCGACAUCAAGAACGCACAGGCAGCACAUAUGACUGCUUUGGACGCGGCCGCUGGUGGAGAAGAUGCAGAAGUAGACGGCUUGAAUGGUGACUUUAACAUCAUGUCUUUCGAGGAGCUCGACAUGCCGGAGCACGAGGCGAAGCAGGUCCAAGAAGUGUGGAGUCGAUUCAACUCAUUCUAUGAUUCGUCAGAGGCAGCUGGUGAGGCGAUGUUUGAUGCAAUCCUUGACGCAUCGCCCACUCUGGGGACUUUCUUUAAGCUGCCAAGGGCUGUUGCAUCAAUGCGCCUUCAAGAAGGCAUCAACCAGAUAAUCAAGUCCUUGCGGAACCCGAAACAGACCAAACAGUUGGUGGACGUCCUCGGUUUCAAGCACCUCAAUCUUGAAGUCACUGGCUCUCGCGUGCGGAUAAUUCGCGAUGCGCUGGUGGAACUGGUAGCCAGCGAAGUGAUUGCAUCGCACUCACGGCAAGCUCUGGGAAGCUUUAUCAAGGUCCUCAACUACAUAGGUGGAGCGCUGUUAUACAUACGAGCCACCUACUCUCAGCGAUUGCAGAUAUUGUCAACCAGCUGGGCAGAAGCGAACAGAGACCGUGACAAGGUCAAAAAAGCGUCCGGCGAGAAGAAGCCUCAGGACACAGCGCAGCUCACCAAGCAAAAGAUGGAUGAGCAUGUGCCGGAAGAGGUCGUGUACAUCGGUGAGGAGCGCAUGGCAGAGCGACGACGCCGUCAGGAGCAGCAUGUGCCAAAGACUUUCUAUGACAUGUUCUGUUUCAAUGCUGCCGUCAUGGACCUGCUGCAGGACUGGAUGUUCGAAAUUCUGGAUGCCUUCGAUGACAUUGUGUGCAACGCUGCCAAUGUCUAUCGCCUGCAGGAAGAAAGUGAUGUUCUCGUCCUGAAGAUCUCUAAGUUGGACACCGAGAUCAAUCUCGACGACUUCAAAGCUGUUAUGCUUGCAUCCCUCCGGUCACUCCUGCCGAAGGACUGGACAUCAGCACACGAAGAGGUUUGGUGCUGGCUGUGGGAGAGCGUGCAGAGCCUUCUGAACGAAGAGUUGGGCAAGCCUGCCGCAAGGGCCAGGAUCUUGUCGCGCUAUAUGUCCUCUUUAGAUGACCAAGCGCGGCAAGAGAUUGGAGAGGAAGUCUACCGUAACUUUUUCACCAUCGUGCCUGCUGGUCAGGACUACAUGAAGCAGUCAAGGACUCGACUGCACUUCAUUGCCGACUCUGUCAUGCGACUGAGUGAGGAGCUGUACCAGGAGCCGUACCAGAUGGUUGAGGAGCUUUCAGCACUCGGACUGCGUCACGUCGGCUAUGCUGUCCCCACGGAGUUCUUCGGCCCAUUCGUGAACGCCUUCAUUGAAGUGGUGAAAGACCGUGUGGAUGAUCCCCCCAUUAUCGAAAGCUUCUCAUGGUCGCUGGGGCUAAUGGCCCGAAUGCUGGUCCGGACAAUCAAGGAGGGCUCCACGAUUGUCAUGAAGGCCAUCAACCAGAACUCCAAGGAGCUCCUGGGAAGCGCACUGAUCUGUGCGCCUCGUGGGGAGCGCUUCAACUGGGUCUUGACCGUCGCAGUGGGAACCCAGUCGAUCUCUCCCCUCGAAUGGGCUGUCACCAGCGGCAAUUGGGUGGCUGCAGAACUUAUCAUCCAGGAUCUCUUGACGAUUCGAGCCGACAGGGAGAGAUAUUACUAUGGCCUUGAUGCAUUGUUUGAGAGGCAUCCUGACAUUAUCCAGUUGCUCUGCACGCAGGCCCAAUGCCUACUCAAAACUCUUCUUGAUGGAAUGAUGUGGCACUCUCACCUGACGUCUGAUGGCAUGCGGCGCACGAACUAUUACAUCAAGCACUUGAUAACAGACAGAAACGGCGAUUUCGCACCUUGCAUGAAGGCUAUUGUGCAGCUGCAGGAUCCCGGAAUUGCGGUGCACAGAGUCCUGACGCGGGUGACCGGCAUCGUGUGGCAAGGCUUGAUCCGCUCCAGAUUCAUCUUUGGCACCACAUGGCUCCUUUUCAAUUUCAUGCUCUUUGUCCUGAGCCACGGAUUGCUCAACCAUGAAGCGGCGCAAGUGGAGAUGUCGUCCAGGAUUGCCAUGUUCACCUUCCGUUCCAUCAUCUACUUCUUAGGCAUGACACAGCUGAUCUACGGCCGGGUCCGCCACAUAUGCAGAGCUAUCAAGGAUGGGGAUUUGGUUACUAUUGCAAACAUGCCCAUUCCCAAAAGAAUGGUGGACAACUGGCGGGAGCCAGUUUCUUGCUUACUGGCUUCUGCUUUGAUCAUCAUGUUCUUCAUCGAGCCUGUGCUGUCUUGCUUGCAGCACUACGAAGGUGAUUUUGAGGGCUCAGGUCUCUUCACCGAUCUCUGUCCGGAGGGCAAGGGCGUCCGGGAGGUGUAUUCCAUCCUCUCUUUGUUCAUUGUCGCUUUGUAUAUGGCCCUGCUGUUGGACCUUGCAGCGCUGUCGAUCAAGUUGAACGCAUAUGUCCUUGUGGCAAUCAAUGUCUUACCAGAGCUUUUCCUUAUGAUUACGGCGGUAGCCUUCCUGGUGAUCAUGUUUGCCACAUGUGUGGCAGUUAGCCACACUUCAGUUGACGCCUUCAAAGACAUGCCGACUGCUGGUAUGCGCUUCUUCCAGAUUGCGGCGAAGAUGCAAGACAACCGAGGGAUGCCGGAGAUCUCCACGGUUCCGCUUCUUAUGGUGGCGAUCGGCUUGUUCGUGCUUGCAGUGGUAUUCGGCGCCUUCAACAUCUUCGUCGCGCAGCUGACAUGCGCACACCAGGAGAUCUACGACAGUAUGGUGGGCUAUUCAAUUCUGAGGCGAAUGCAGAUCUCCAUUGACACGAUGCAGACGCUCCGUCGGCGCAAGUUCAAGCAGUUUGUGGACAGCCUCGUCAUGGACGAGCCUUUGGAGUUCGGCGAAGGUGAUAUUGGUCUUCCGGGCGGCGUGCAGAUCAUGGAGUGCGCAUCCCUUCACCCGCAGAACAAAGAGAGCAUUAUCAGGUUCGGCGGUUCCACGGAGUCAUCCAUGCAGUGGCCCAAAGAAGAAGCCUUGGAGAUUGCUUCGGAGGAUGCAAGGCUGGAUCGCCUGGUCAAGAAGUUUGACAAGUCGCUGCUGAGGAUAUCCAAGAUGAUGAAAAAGCGAGGCUUCUCAAGCUACACCUCUGCAGUCACUUCUCGAAUGGGGGCUUCGACCACGAAGACAUCGACAAAGCUGAGCUCAGCGCCGGAUGGCGAACCUACGAGCGGUGCAAGUGGUGCAGCAAGCUACACCAGUGAGGAGCCCAACUCACACAGCGAGUGUGAAAUACCCGGUCAGUCUAAGUGA